Cylindrotheca closterium is the source of this 1686-nucleotide messenger RNA. NCBI's taxonomy places the organism in Eukaryota, Bacillariophyta, Bacillariophyceae, Bacillariales, Bacillariaceae. The record is from the annotation of a GenBank genome assembly.
AUGGAAUCCAAUGAUUCUGCUGCCAACGACAAGGCAGAUAGCACUCCUACUGAAGCUAGUGCAGAGACAGAAGUGACAGAAACGGCAAUUGGAGAAGCUUCUGAAGUAGACGGCGCCAUAGACAAAACAUCAGAAAAUGCCGAGAAUGCUGGUAAUACGGAAGCGGGUGAAGUCAACGAAGUGACGGAUUGCUGGGACGCCGCGAUUCCUUCUUCAAAAUCGACAGAAAGCGCCGCGACGCAAGAUGAAGGAAUAGAGAAACUCCAACCUGGGGAUCACGUUACACGAUGGGAAAUGCUUCCAAUUGCCUGGCCCAUUCAGGUUCACGGAAUUGUUCUAAAUGUCCAUGAAGACACUGUCGUAUUGGUGGAUUUUGGGCUUUCAGCAGCUCACACGGACAAGAAGAAGCCCCCUUUUGUUGCAGCUUCAGCAUCCAAUGAAUCCAAUGGGGAAGAAGGCGAAACGGAGACACCUGAACCUCCUGCUCCCAAAAAGAAGCAGUUGGAACAAGCCAUCAGAAACUUUAAGAUCGGAGGCCAGAAACGAGAAAAGAACAGACUGAACAUAAAUGUGCUUACGAAUCCCAAAGAUAUUUCCAAAUGGAAGAAAGUCAAUUACGAAAAGAGUUGGUUUGGUGGAUCCAACAAAAAAGACCAGGGCAACGAGAAAUCUUCAUCACCCACCAAGGCUCAACAGACCAAGAACUGGUUCAACCGUAUGGCCACAUCUGUUAAGGAACGAACUGGACCGGGUAUUUCUGGACUCAGAGAACGAAUGAAGAACAACGGGCAUGCUGGGCAAUCUUCUGCAGAAGAGGCGGAAAUCAAAGACGCCAACUCACAGGACAAUGAUUCGACUGUGGCAUCUAUUGCAACGGAGUCCGAAACUAUUGGUGCCGAGUCCGCCGGUACGACCCCGGACUUGGAGCCAGCAGCUUCCCAAGAAUCCAAUUUGUCGGCUGAUUUGAAAGCUAGCAGCUCACUAGUGUCGGAAGGAUCCAAUAAUUCCGACUUCACAAGUCACCAAAUGAACCCAAAAAUGAAGGAAUUGCUACAGAAGAAGCAAGAAGAGAACCCACCCAAAACAAUGAAUCCGGCCAUGGCCAAAGUGUUGAAAAAGAAGGAGGAAGAUUCUGUGUAUGAACAGAAAAAGAAGGAAUCUCUCGCCAAACUUCCAAAAGCUGAUCCUUCCAAGCUAGUGCUGGCGCGAACCUAUUGGUUGUUGGAACAUGGGGAAAGCAUCUUGCCUCCCUAUCAUGCCUUCUCUUCCAAUUCGGAAUGCCUGGCAGUGUUCUGUAAGACUGGCAAAUGGAAUACUUUGCAAGCUGAUGUCUUUUUGCACUCCACAGCGAUUGGAAAUGCUAAGACCAUGGGAGCGACGACUAUUGCGGUGGCUGCAUCAGCUCCUCUGUUAGCCCCGGCUGUUGCAGUUGCUGGUAUUGGCGCAGUCGCAGCACCAUGGCUCUAUCUGAAGAAGCAAAAAAAUAGUGCAGGCGACUCACAACAGAGGUUAAACGAUUCCUUUUGGGCUCAGGCCGAACCAGAGGUCUUUGUUGCGUGUAUUGAAGCAUGGUCGAAGGAUUUGUUGGGAUUGGAGAAUUCAUCUACAGAAGAGUCAAAAGUGGAGGGUGUGGAGGAGGAAUCUGCCAAAGCGAAACAAGCAGCUCCAGUAGUACAACAAAUCUAA